AUGGCGCCCUCGAAACAGGUCCCCGCAAUUCGGGCCUGUCUCUUCGACAUGGACGGCCUGUUGAUCGACUCCGAGGACAAAUAUACUAUCUGCACGAAUGCAGUGCUGCGAGAAUAUGGAAAGCCGGAUCUACCAUGGAACAUCAAGGCGCAGAUGCAAGGCAGACCUGGUCCUACGGCUGGCAAGAUCUUCAUGGAUUGGGCUCAACUUCCCAUCUCCCGCGAGGAGAUGAUUGCCAAAGUCAACGUUCAUCAAAAGCAACACUUUGGGUUCUGCAAGACACUCCCUGGGGUCCCUGAGCUCCUCUCUACCCUCGCAAAACGCACGACUCCGGCCAUACAGAUCGCACUGGCAACCAGUUCACAUAAAGCGAACUUCGAACUCAAGACGAAGCAUUUGGAGCAGCACUUCAAGGUCUUUGAGGAGGAACAUAGAGUGCUGGGGGACGAUGAGAGAAUCGCACAGGGGAGGGGCAAGCCGGCUCCGGAUAUCUAUCUGCUUGCAUUGAAGACAAUCAAUGAUCGAUUGAAGAGAGAGGGAAAAGAAGAGGUCAAACCGGAGGAGUGCUUGGUGUUUGAGGAUAGUGUUCCAGGUGUGGAGAGUGGGAGGAGAGCGGGGAUGCAGGUUGUGUGGUGUCCUCAUCCAGGCUUGUUGCAGGAAUACGAGGGACGGGAGGAUGAGGUUCUUGCAGGCUUGACGGGGGAGAUGAAGGAGGCCGAAGGAGGGAAUGGUGCUGCACCGGGAGAAGUUGGAGAUGGAUGGGCGAGAUUGUUCUCUACGCUGGAGGCUUUCCCUUAUGCAGAUUAUGGGAUCCAGGUUGCGGGUGGAGAAAGAUUAUGA
Ramularia collo-cygni is the source of this 840-nucleotide messenger RNA. RefSeq names its product probable haloacid-halidohydrolase and related hydrolases. Gene Ontology annotation, molecular function: phosphatase activity. The record is from RefSeq and is a predicted model, not a curated record. Bases 1 to 840 code for a protein of 279 amino acids. Lineage: Eukaryota; Fungi; Ascomycota; Dothideomycetes; Mycosphaerellales; Mycosphaerellaceae. The transcript has 3 exons.